AUGAAGUCUUUCUACGCAGCAGCGGCGCUGCUCGCCACCGCAGCAGUUGCCGACAAGCGCGACCUCUGCUCUGAUGGCAGUGUUGACGUUGGCGGCAACUGGUAUUGCCAAGCCGUUGAAGCCAUCACGUACACCGGUGUCGGUGGCUCGGGCUCGUACAACCAAAUCACCAACAUGGACUCUACCACUGGUAACUGUGCUAGCACACCAUUUGGCUACUCUGGAUCGAUGUCGCCGCUGGACGAAGAGGUGUCGAUGCAUUUCCGUGGUCCUAUCAACCUGAAGAAGUUCGCCGUCUACACGCCAGGUACCUCGUCGAAAGCACGCCGCAGCACGCCUGAGAAGAGGCACGCGCAUGCUCACGCACAUGCGCAUGGGCACGCUCACCACCAAGAGCGUGAAGCUGCACCCGAGCCGGCCAUUGAUGUCCGCGAGGCGAAGCCAGAACCGGCCGUGGGUGAUUGGGUUGUCAUCACUGUCGGCGGCGUGGUGGAGUCUUGGAUCAAUGAGUAUUCUGGAGAGUCAACGUCCGCAGCUGCCAGCACUCCCACCUCCGCCCCGGCUGCCUCGUCGCCCUCCUCCGCUGCAUCUUCUGCAUCGCCCGCAGCAACUUCCUCCUCGUCAUCGAGCUCCAGCAGCUCUUCGGGUGGACUUCUGUGGUCUCGCGACGCCUACUACGACUCCGCUUCGGGAUCCUCGGACGGUCUAGUCUUCCUAAACCAUAAUGGCGGCUCGGGCUCAGGCGUCUUUGACUACACGUUCGGCAACUCGCUGUCAUACGCUAGCUCCAAUGGCCAGAAUGGCGCGUCAUCCCCGCAGACGCUUCAAGACAUCACGCUGCCUUCAACCGAAGAGAUCGUGAUUAUGAGUGACAACAAGUGCGGUGGCGAGAACGGUGAUUGUGGGUACUACCGUCCCAGCUCAGUGGCGCACCACGGCUUUGCUGGUGCUUCGAAAGUGUUCCUUUUCGAGUUCCAGAUGCCCAACAUUACCGGCACCCAAACCUCCAUCUACGAUCCCGUGAAUAUGCCCGCUGUCUGGAUGCUAAACGCUCAGAUCCCGCGAACCCUUCAAUACGGCACAGCCUCUUGCUCCUGCUGGACUUCCGGCUGUGGCGAGUUCGACAUUUUCGAGGUUCUUGCUCCCGGUGACGGCCGCAUGAAGAGCACGCUCCACGGCAAUAUUGCUGGGGGCGACAGCGACUACUUCGUUCGACCCGUCGCAACUCCGAUGAUUGGAGCUCUUGUUCUGUACAACAACAACAUCCACAUCAAGACUUGGCAGUCCGGAGACUCAUCCGCUCCGAGCUUUGGCUCAUCGCUUGAUGCCGGUGUAGUCAGUGACAUUGUUAGCUCGACCGCGACGCAAACCGAUAAUGUCUCGCUCUUCGUGCUGAGCUCUUAA
This is a messenger RNA of Baudoinia panamericana UAMH 10762, 1404 nucleotides long. RefSeq lists its product as uncharacterized. NCBI's taxonomy places the organism in Eukaryota, Fungi, Ascomycota, Dothideomycetes, Mycosphaerellales, Teratosphaeriaceae. The record is from RefSeq and is a predicted model, not a curated record. The coding region runs from base 1 to 1404 and encodes 467 amino acids. Gene Ontology annotation, cellular component: fungal-type cell wall. The transcript has 3 exons.